Poecilia reticulata (guppy) is the source of this 1058-nucleotide messenger RNA. It is a transcript of the gene cenps, whose product is annotated as centromere protein S. Gene Ontology annotation, biological process: replication fork processing; resolution of meiotic recombination intermediates. The record is from RefSeq and is a predicted model, not a curated record. Lineage: Eukaryota; Metazoa; Chordata; Actinopteri; Cyprinodontiformes; Poeciliidae. Gene Ontology annotation, molecular function: protein heterodimerization activity; chromatin binding. Gene Ontology annotation, cellular component: FANCM-MHF complex.
CGCGAGUUUUUGUUUUUGUCAGCGUCUAAAAAGUUCAGUUAGCAACCAGAUAAAGCCAUGAGCUAACAGUACGCUUCAGCCCGCCAUAAAUCUGAUUUGUUCGACAUUUUGGUUAUUUUCAAACUUAUCUCGCUGCAGCUCAAAAAUGUCAGUUGACAAAGAGGAAACUCGUCAGAGGUUGAAGGCAGCGGUUCAUUACACGGUGGGUCGUUUGUGUCAGAAGAUCGGAGAGGAACACCGGAGGGAGUUCAGCCGACAGACCAUAGCAGCCAUAGCCGAAACGACAUUCAGAGAGUGCGACAUCUUUGCCAAGGAUCUGGAAGCUUUUGCCAGACACGCCAAAAGAAGCACAGUGUCUGCAGAGGAUGUAAAACUUCUAGCCCGCCGCAGUAGUGCUCUGUCCAACCACAUACAAAAUAAAAGUGAAGAACUGGCCCAGGAGCAGAGAGAUUCCAGAAAGAAGAGUACAGUGAAGAGGAAGAGCAGAGACACCGAGGAGGAGAGCAGAGAAUGAGGACAAGACAUAGGGAAGCCUGAAGCGGCUCACUUUGUGCCCAACAUGCAUAGAAAAAUAAGAGCUUGACCAGAACAAACUGCUUUAAUGAACUUUACAGAAACAAGACUGAUGUAAAGCUAAACUCGUCUCAGGAGGCGCCGAGUUGGCAUGAAGUGACGAAUGAUGAGCAACAAAAUCUUAAAAGAACUGUUCAUGUAACAUUUACUGUGACCAAUAAAUCCUAUAUUCAUCUGCCUGGUUUGGGUUGCUAAACAGACCAUUAAAUCCUCUAAAAUGCUGUUUGACGUGCCGACUAAAGGCAGUUUGCCCCUUCACCAUUUUGUCAUGACUGGUUCACACACAAAAACCUAUUAAAUGGUGGUUAAGCUUUUUUUUUUUUUUUACAACAAAACCCCAAAUAAACAUGUAUAUUAUUUACCUUAAUAUUUUCUGUAAUUAUAUUUAAAAAAUGUGGGUUUGGGGCAAACAUUUUUCCUAAAUAUGCAAUUUUGGUCCCUGAUCAAACAAAACACUACGCAGGUAAAUAUUUAUUGGAAAUAAA